AGAUACUCGAGUGUUACGUACCGUACUCAAUUAUUUUCCCAUAGCUCUCCUCCUCUUCCUUUCCCGACUGUUUUUUUUUUUAUUAGACAUUAACAACCUGAAACGCUAUUUCCCCACUCUACUACCACAAUUUAGCUAACCGACUUUGGCUUCCUGGCUGCAAUUACGAUAACCGGCGUGAUCUACGGUUCUGAUCGACUCGCAAACUCACGCUCUUUCCACGUGAUCUAUGGUUAGGGUUUCUUGAUGGUCUCUUCGACACUUGCAUAGAUGGUUUCUUCAGGGAAGUGUAUAACAGAUGAAGUUGGUAGAGAUAAAUUACAAAGCCCAGAUGCUGGAAAUCAUGGAUUGCAACAAAUCUCUGAUAGUAAAGUUCAUUUACCACAAUCCAAUCAAGGGGGAGGAACUCCCUCAAUUAAAUCAGAGAAAGCUCCGCUUACUGAUUCUGGGGUCCAGACCUCAAAAUCAGAGCGAGGAAAUGUUUCCUCUAUGAUAUCCAACAAAACUUCGGUUACUCCAGAUAUGACUCCCUCUCCAUUACCUGGUACAGAAGGGAGCACUCCUAUAAUACGUGAGAAAGCAUCAGAGGAUGGGUAUAACUGGCGUAAAUAUGGUCAAAAACUUGUUAAAGGAAAUGAAUUUGUUCGAAGUUAUUACAAAUGUACACAUCCAAACUGCCUUGUGAAAAAGCAAUUGGAACGUUCACAUGAUGGGAAAAUGGUGGACACUGUUUAUUUUGGUCGGCAUGAUCAUCCAAAGCCACUGAACCUUCCCCUAGCUGUUGGCGUUGUUGUCUCUGUUGUUGAAGAGAAAACUUAUAAUGCUUCUCCAACUGUUGUCAAAGACAAGUCAUCAGAUGCACGUAGCCAAACACCUCGCCAAAUAGAGCCACAAGAUGAUUUUCAGCCUUUAGCUAUUGCUGCCGGUGAAAAUGUGAAAGGUGCUCCUUCAAAAUCAAUCAGGAUACAAAAUGUUGCUGAUAGUGAUGAUGAUCAUGUGAUCUCAAAACGAAGGAAGAAAGAAAAUAGUAAUGCUGAUGCAUCUCCAGUGGAGAAGCAAACCACUGAAUCACGUAUGGUUGUUAAGACUCUGAGUGAGGUUGACAUUGUAAAUGAUGGGUACCGCUGGCGCAAAUAUGGGCAGAAAUUAGUUAAAGGCAAUCCUAAUCCCAGGAGUUACUACAGGUGCUCAAAUCCUGGAUGCCCAGUUAAGAAACAUGUGGAGAGGGCUUCUCAUGAUGUAAAGUUGGUUAUUACUACUUAUGAGGGACGACAUGACCAUGAUAUUCCUCCAACUAGGAAUGUUACUCACAAUACAACUGGAGUAAAUGUUCAUUCAGCAGCUCAUAAUGAUGAAUCUGGCACCAAGGGAGAAAGUGAGCCUGCCUGCGUCGAUAUGGUUGUUCAUUUUAGUUCUGGACUCGAGAAUAAAUCAAGUGAGCAAUUGAAUGGUGAGUCUACACCUAAGUCAGAAGUAAGCGGUGCUGUUUGUGUUGAUGUGGUCGAUGCACCCAUAUCAGGUCCUGAAAGUGGGUCAAAUGAGCAACGGCGUGGGAAGGUGCAACCCAGUAAAGAAAGUAAGGGCGAUGGCAAUGAUAUGAUUGUUCGUAAUAAAUCGAUUUCUCAGAAUACAUCGAAGGAGCAACUGAGUAACAAAUUAGAAACUAAAUCAGAAAAUGAUACGGUUUGCAUUGAUAAGAUGGUCCAUAUCACCCCGCAUCCUGAGUGUAAUUUUGAUGAGCAACGAAUGCCUAGUGCAGAACCUGUCAAAGCUGAACUGGGAUGAAGGUUUAGUUAUGGUCCUAAUGGCAUUGUAUUGAAAUGGAACUGCUCGCGGUGCUGUUGGUUGGGUGUAUCAAUAUUGGGCAAGCCAUCCCCAUGUGUAAAAUUAUUUCAACCGGUAAAUAAUGCGAGAGUAAACAUGAAGUACUA
Molecule: messenger RNA, 1931 nt
Organism: Theobroma umbraticum
Lineage: Eukaryota; Viridiplantae; Streptophyta; Magnoliopsida; Malvales; Malvaceae
Gene: ZAP1
Product: zinc-dependent activator protein-1
Biological process (GO): regulation of DNA-templated transcription
Molecular function (GO): sequence-specific DNA binding; DNA-binding transcription factor activity
Source: RefSeq, a predicted model, not a curated record